Polyodon spathula (Mississippi paddlefish) is the source of this 2015-nucleotide messenger RNA. RefSeq names its product homocysteine-responsive endoplasmic reticulum-resident ubiquitin-like domain member 2 protein. The record is from RefSeq and is a predicted model, not a curated record. Bases 411 to 1610 code for a protein of 399 amino acids. Gene Ontology annotation, biological process: endoplasmic reticulum unfolded protein response. Lineage: Eukaryota; Metazoa; Chordata; Actinopteri; Acipenseriformes; Polyodontidae. The transcript is spliced from 9 exons. Gene Ontology annotation, molecular function: protein binding.
CCGGUCUUAUGCCAGACGACCAUCUUUGACUCACAAUAGCAAGAAAGGGAGGUAAACUGGCUGGCAGGGGUGUUAAAGAAACCUCGGUGAUGUUGGGCAGGACUGGCUAAAAUUAAAGACAUUUUCCAUUGGCACUUGCUACUGUACAACACCCACACAGCUUGUGUUUGCCAGAGCCUGGAAGAAAACCACAAAAAACAAAGUGAUAAACAUUCAUCACACAAGACUUAUGCAACAUCUCAGCAUUCACAGUGCGACUUUGGCAAGACAUUCCAGCAUUUAAACUGCUUCAGGGAGUCCAGAUCCAUCUUGCAUCUAUUACUGGAAAGUGUGGGGGAACAGGUCCAAACUUAGUUUUGGUGGGCCUUGGCCACCUUUGCAUGAAAAGAUUGUCAUCAUUAUUAUGAAACAUGGACCAAAGUGCAGUUGACAGUCCAGUGACCUUAGUCAUCAAGGCUCCAAACCAAAAAUACGAUGAUCAGACUAUAAAGUGUUUUUUGAACUGGACAGUCGAAAAAUUGAAAACACACCUUUCAGAUGUGUAUCCAAGCAAGCCGGCAUCAAAGGAUCAAAGACUUGUCUAUUCUGGCAAACUUCUUCUGGACCAUUUUCAGUUGAGAGAUGUCUUCAGAAAGCAAGAUGAGUAUCACAUGGUUCACUUAGUGUGUGCCUUGCGGGCCCCAUCGGUAUCACUAGAGCAUAGUGGCAGUAACAUGAACACGACAGCACCGGCAUCUCUUGGCCCCACAAAUUUGGAAUCAGGAGCUUCUACUUCCACUUCCUCUCGAAGCCAAGAAACUUUGACAGCCUCCACAAGUACAAGUACAGAUGGACUGAGGCAUCGAAACAGUCAACAGCAGCAAACCAGUCCUGAGCUGAGCUAUGCGCCUCCAGACUUCAUGCAAGAACAUCUGGGUAACCCAGUUCCGAUGCAGCAUGGCAUUCCCGCUGGGUUUCCCAUGUACCCUAUAUACAACCCAAUGCAAAUGUUGUGGUGGCAGCAAAUGUAUGCACGGCAUUACUACAUGCAGUUCCGAGCAGCAUCGUCCCAGGGAUCAGAUUCUGUUUUCCCAUCUAUCACUACUUCCUCCCAGUCCACUGAUCAUCCACCUCAGAAUGAGCCCCCAGUCGUGCCCAACGCAGCUGUGCCGGAGAACAGGCCUGUAAACCAGAACAUCCAGAUGAACGCUCAGGGUGGCCCAGUAAUCAACGAUGACGACUUGAACCGGGACUGGUUAGACUGGAUGUAUACCUUCUCCCGAGCUGCUAUUCUGCUGAGCAUCGUAUACUUCUACUCCUCAUUCAGCCGCUUUGUCAUGGUGAUGGGGGCCAUGCUGCUAGUUUACCUGCACCAGGCUGGCUGGUUUCCAUUUCGACCAGAUGUGCAGGACCAGCCAGGGGAAGUCAACCAGGAGGAACAUGAGGCUGAACACAAUCAGGAUAUGCAGGAAAUGGAUCUGCUCAUGGACGAUGGCCUAGGUGAAGACAGUGGGGACGACACAGUGGAAGACAUGACUCCGCACCGUGGAUUUUUGGCCUCGGCAUGGUCCUUCAUCAUUACUUUUUUCACUUCCCUCAUCCCUGAAGGGCCACCCCAUGCUGCCAAUUAGAGGCAGCAAGAAGGCCAGAAAGCGGCUUCACAGUUCAAAUGUUGCAUAAUGCACUCAUUCUUCUGACAAAGUGACAUUAUGCGUGUUCAUGGAUUCAGAAAAGCAAGGCACUUACGCUUAGGUUUUUGUCUCACUAUCUGUGACACAUCUCUUUUGAUCAUGACACAUAAAAUCUUUGUAUGAUGAAAAAAAAGUUCACUGUCUUCCUUUUUGACUUUUGAAAGGGCAGUUGCUACCAAUAUUUUUACUUUCAGUAUUAAAGGGGAAAAAAAAGCGAUGGCUGUAUAUGUGAAAAAAGCUAAACCUCAAUCAUACUACAUCUCUGUAAAAUUCUGUUAUGUUCCAAGUAACCUUUUUGUAUAUACAUUCAACAAUAAUAAAAAAUAAAAAAAAUACUUUGCAAUA